AUGCGCGCCAGAUCCUCCUCCAUCUUCCUCACGCUAGACUUCAACAUUGAGGACCGCAGCUGGAACAUUCUGGCCGAGGAGGCUUCGCUUAUGUAUUCCGACCUCCAAGGCUCACGAAUGAGCCCGCGCACAGCUUUGGCGAUGGGGUUUCCACACCGGGAAGGCACUGUGAAAGAUGACCUCUCCUAUAGCAGUGCCAGCCACAGCUCGAUGAAGUCGAAUCCUCGUCCCAUCCGCGCGGCGCCCGCACCAGCGAACUCUUCCAGACUAGCAGGCAUGGACACUCAGUCCUCUUUCACGUACCCUCGUCGCACUGGACAAGAUGUGGAUUCCUUCUUGACGCGAGAGAGUCAUUUAUCAGACCGUGAGUCGUGUAUCAGUGAUGCCGCGCUCUCCUCGUACUCGUACUCGGGGGCUUCCGUUGAUCUCACGCUGGCGUCAACAACCACCUCCCCUCUCGUGCAUCCAUUUUUGACCUCUCCACCCUUACGACCUUCGAUGCUUUCGCCAUUUCAAAGUGCCUCUGGCGGCUAUACAGCGCAACAGAUCGAUAAAUGGUGCAUGGACAAUGAUCCCAGCAGCAACCUGUAUCAACAAAGCACGAUAUACCCGGUCGUGGACUCUCUUGCCAUGCCGUCGACAGGUUACCCUUCGGGUCACUAUUCCACCUUUGAGGAGGACCUCUCAGAUGAGCCGCAAUGGCCACCUGUCGUACCCAGUCGCCUUCCUUCAAGGUCUGCCAUUCAUUCCAACACAACACACCAUAUUACUGCCGCUCCGACUGCCGCUCCGACUUCCGCCAUCACCACGUCUACAACAGGCCAGUCAGUCGAUCAAGACUUCCUCUCUCCAUCUCUCGAAUCUCAUUCCGUUCUCAGCUCUUCUCCAGCUCCUACUGUUCUCUCGGAAUUCGAGCCCUUUUCUUCCUCCGGCCAGCCAUCUUCACCAUCUUCUAACCCAAGCGAUCUCUCUCACUACGGAAUUCCCGCCGGAGAAGGGGUCUGGCGAUGUGCACACCCGGGAUGCACUUCACAAGCCCUGUUCCGACGUGGAUGCGAUCUUCGCAAGCAUUUCAAUCGUCAUCGGAAACACCUCUUUUGCCGCUACGAUGGGUGCCCGCAAUCUACACAGGGCGGGUUCUCGAGUAAAAAGGACCGGACCCGCCACGAGGCGAAGCACAACCCUGGUGUCAUUUGCGAGUGGGACGGCUGUGAGCGAGUGUUUAGCCGUGUGGAUAACAUGAAAGACCACGUCCGACGUAUUCACCGCCGUAAGGCGAGUCGAUGA
Messenger RNA from Penicillium oxalicum, 1287 nucleotides. Its product is annotated as putative C2H2 transcription factor. The record is from RefSeq and is a predicted model, not a curated record. The transcript has a single exon. The coding region runs from base 1 to 1287 and encodes 428 amino acids. NCBI's taxonomy places the organism in Eukaryota, Fungi, Ascomycota, Eurotiomycetes, Eurotiales, Aspergillaceae.